Messenger RNA from Hirsutella rhossiliensis, 291 nucleotides. RefSeq names its product reverse transcriptase (RNA-dependent DNA polymerase) domain-containing protein. The coding region runs from base 1 to 291 and encodes 96 amino acids. The transcript has a single exon. Lineage: Eukaryota; Fungi; Ascomycota; Sordariomycetes; Hypocreales; Ophiocordycipitaceae. The record is from RefSeq and is a predicted model, not a curated record.
AUGGCGGACGAAAUCCAGUCCCUGCAGGUCAACAAGACCUGGGAGCUCACUGACCUCCCGCCAGGCAGGAAGGCCCUACGAGUGAAGUGGGUUUAUAGGCUGAAAAGAGGGACCGACGGCCAAAUCGUCCGCCAUAAGGCCAGAUUCGUUGCAAAGGGCUACGAGCAACAGGAAGGCAUCGACUAUAGCGAAACCUUCGCCUCAGUGGUCAGGCCAGAAAGCUACAGAACAAUUUUCGCCAUAGCCGCCGCUGAAGACCUAGCAGCGCUCCUAAUAGUGCAGACCGUUUAG